Molecule: messenger RNA, 812 nt
Organism: Nestor notabilis (Kea)
Lineage: Eukaryota; Metazoa; Chordata; Aves; Psittaciformes; Psittacidae
Gene: LNP1
Product: leukemia NUP98 fusion partner 1
Exons: 3
Coding region: 81-674 (197 amino acids)
Source: RefSeq, a predicted model, not a curated record
GUGAGGCUAUUGGGUUGGUGGCAGCAUUUGACCUUGCUUUUCCCAGUUGGAAGACACCCCCAAGUUUGCAACAUCUGUACAUGGAAUAUGAAGAGGAUGAUGAUAUUUCCUUUGCAAAAUGGAUGAGCAGCUUCUGGGGACACAGCUUGAUUGAUGAGAAUGAGAAAGAGGGUAGAGGCCACAAGAAACAUCAGACUCGACUUUUUAGUGAAAGGAGAGCCUCCCUUCCGGCCAGGCUUUCCUCUCUCCACACAACACGACUUCAUGCUUCUACCAAAGGCUCAUCUUCAGGGCAUCUCAAGGGAUCCAAGGAAUUUCAAGAGGACCAGGAUGUCAAAUGCCACUGCCACAGGAAGGCAAGCAGAACACCUUCAGGAGACAGCUCAUGCCCAGAGACAAGAUCAAACUCCAUCCAGGAAUUUGCAGAGUCCUUUGAAAAACAAUUGCAUCUCAAAAGCAAACGCUCAGUUUCUUUGCAACCUGAAGGUGUGAAGGAGAGAAGAGAAAGAUUGCAUUUGGGAAAAAGCAAGUCUCAUAAGAGAAUGGGAGAAAAAUCAGAGCCAAGGAGAGAGCAGGAAGAAGAUGAAGGUUCAGAAGCUGUACCUGCAAAACACAACAAACAAUUUCUUUCACAAGCAAGCACUGAGAAAGGAUACUUAUGCACGGGGAGCUAGAACGUGUUAAGAUAAUGAAUUUUAACACUCCCCCUCAAGAGCAGAGGGAGCAUUCUUGUUUUGCUUUGAUUAGAAGAGGCCUGUUAGGUAGAAUAAACCCUAACCUGUAAAAUAAAAGUAAAAUUCAACUGCAUCAUU